AGUCUUUAAAGGGUUAACAGGAGGAGGCGAGGCAGCGGUCAGCUCGUUUGGGUGGAGUGAACUUUAGAUAUGUACUACAAUAAAUUAGCCAACAGGACUCAGCAUUAUGGAGUGAAAAAACCCCAAGAAUAAAGAGGAAACCACUCCAUUUAAAACAGAAACUCAUCCGCUACAGAGAUAAGUAAAGAUGAGUGGAGUGAGUGAAGAGUCGCUGCUGGAUUAUUUCUACUCCACCGGAGGCAUCUCAGGCAGGGUGAAAAAUGCAGAUAUUCUGAAGACAUUUAAGCCCUUUAUUGGCCACAGUGACGUGCAGCUGCGAGCGAAAUACAGAGAAGAAUUCAAGCUCAUCAUCGACCGAAUCGCUGCGGUGAAGUCAGAGAAUGGUGAGAAGUAUCUUGUCCUAAAGAAGAAGUACAGGCAGAUGCUGCAGGAUCGAGACGCCAGACUUCACGGGACGGACAGAGACGAUCAGAGAGGUUCGAGUCCGGCCCGCGCUCCGGCUGCUGCUCAGUGGGACGCCUCGGACCCCUCCACUUCUUCUCAUCAACAGAAGGACCAGCAGGACGAGCCCAUGCUGUGUGGAGAGCAGGACGAGGCUGCAGAGCAGACAGGAACAGCCUCCAUGCAGCACGCUGUUCUGCAACUUCCUGUUAUCCAAAUCCAGGAACCCUCCAACGAGGACGAUGAGCUGGACAAAGAUUCGGGGUCAAAGUCCGAGUCAGAGCAGGACGAGGAGAGUACGGGCAGUAUGGGAUCGGCUGCUGUCGCUCUGGAUCCCAUAGAGAAGGAGUGGAUCUACUCGGCUGCAGGUGCUCGAGUGCCUGACCUCUCUCAGCUGCUCAGACAGGACCCCUCGCUGGCAAACAAGAAGGACUUCACCUCUGGGACGGCUCUGCAUUGGGCCGCCAAACAUGGCAACCAGGACAUGGCCGCUCUGGUGGCUAACGCAGGCGCUGACGUCAACACCAAAUCACAUGGGGGAUACACACCUUUACACAUUGCAGCGUUACACGGUCAUCGGCACAUCCUAGACCUUCUCAUCGUGACGUACGGGGCCAAAGAAAACUUAAGGGACUACAGCGGCCAUCUUGCCGGCCAUUAUCUGAACAUCAAAGAACCCGAGGGUCCGGAGGAAGAGUGCGAGCUGCAGUUUCAAGUCACUCAGGCCAGGGAACGGAACAGGAACAGGAAGUUGGCGUCGUUAUUUCAGUCCAAGAAGAGGUGGGGCUCAGCGGAGGAGCUGGCUCCGAUCGAGGAGGAGAGGACGGCGUCUCACCAGCUCGUCCUGCCUGCCUUCAGACCCCGGAAGUUCUCACGCUGAGAGGAAGAUAACCCAGGGACCAUUUCUGCUCGCUCUCCUACGCUCACAGUCACCUGAUACCUACAUGCAUAUAUGAGAUAUCGCAAACUUAUUUUUCCGUUGUUUAAUUCUGUAUAUAUAAUAUUCCACAAAGUCUGGAGAUGCCAAAACAUCCCCCUUUUAAGUGCCAUUCAAAGUUACUUCUUUUUCCGGGGCAGCAGUUACAAAUCCAACUCGUAGCAACAGAUCAGAUCCAUUUUGAUGGCACAGAAUACACAGUUAUUCUCAGAAAAUGUUCACAAGAGAACUUACAAAUGUUCUUAUUCCACAGUUACACACAUAUUGUAAACCUACUUGUAUAUACUCGUGUGAAUAUGUGUCUUUUGUUAUGUACACACGCACCGACAAACAGUUCAUAAAGUUACAGACUCUUAUCAUUGAAGAGGAGAUGUUCCAGGGGAUGCUUUGCUUAUAUGUGUAUUUGAAAUAUUUAUGCCUACCUUAAAAGUAUUUCUUGAAGCCUUUACAUUUGAGGGAAUGUUGCUUAAUGUUACUUAUGCCUUAACAUUUCAAAUGAGCUCAGGCCAUGUUCAUCGCUUUCGCUCGUCGCUUGACAAGUAGACAACAAGUAGAGCCAAAGAUACUGGCUGUUUCUCAAUGUCGAGUAUACCUGCUGCAGAGCCACUAUUUCAAGUAUACUACGUCAUCGAGUGGCGCUGAAGGACUGUUUAAAUGCCCAGCAUUCGGCGCCACUCGAUGACGUAGUAUACUUGAAAUAGUGGGUACAGCAGGUAUACUCCACAUUGAGAAACGGCCCCUGACUCACUUUCACUCUGAGAGGAAUUAAAGGGACAGGUGUCCUAUAUUCAAAUAAACCUUUGAAUAGGAGCACACUGGUGGUUUGUCUGUUUGGCUUACUACGUUGUUAUGUUCUCGACCCUAUGCUGAACAUCCAGAACUAUCUACAAGGUGCCAGAGUGAUUUACAGUUAUUGAUUUAGACUCACAGCAGUAUGGUAUUCAAAUCAACUGGCUGAAACACUAUAAGCCAUUUAUAUUUAUUGAACUACUUUUUCCUACAAUUAAUUUGCAAGGAAAGGUUCUAAUAAAAUAUGAAUCUUUUGUAAGGUAAAAUCCUGCCUUACUCUUUAAAGGAAAGUCAAUGCCAACAGUAAGAAAAAUAAAGUACAUACUCCGUUUUUUCACCUGUAGUCCUCCCUAAUCAUUUCAGCACACUCCCUAAUGUCAAUACAACAUCUGUACUGAAGCCAGACGCUUCUUGGAAGGAAGCACGAGUCUCAAAGGUUACAGUUUGCUUUGCAGAAUGUUUGGCACUAGUGUUUAAAUGUGGAGUAAAUGUGGAGUAGUUAGUGGGCUUAAACAUACAGAACCAUCAGUGUGUUUCUUUAAAUCAGAGACCUCCCAGAUUACCAGGAAGAGGACAUGUUUGUCUAUUUUCCAUCACUAUGGCUAACGCUAACACAGACUGCAGUUGUGAUUUGUUGUCAGCUACCUUCUGUCUGUUCUUCAGUGUGAAGCUGUGUGUUUGUCGUGAAGCAGGAAGCAUGUCGCCGCUUGCCAUUUGUUGUCGUCGUUCAAGAGGUUUUCCCCUGAUAAGAGUGUUUUGCCUGUUGCAGUUUGAGCAGAUAAUCUGAUUGAUAAUCUGAUAAACUCUUUUGUCAGAGAGGUGAUUGUCACAGGACUGUUCUUUAUUGAUGUCCCCCCCCCCCUCCUCCUCCUCCUGCAUUUAAAGUGCUGCAUUAACUUUUGCUACGGAAAUCAGUGUGUUCUGAAUUCUUCUGCUCAUUGGUUUUAAAGGGCUUUUGCAUUUCCACACGUUUUCAUCGGUUGUAAAAAAACAGGUAUUUGUUUAUAAUUUGGUGCCAUAAUUGUAAAAUCUAAACUGCCUCCAUUACAUCUUUUGCACAAUAUUUAUAUGAUGAAGUUAUUUUGAAAUAAACAGUAUUUUAUA
Messenger RNA from Trematomus bernacchii (emerald rockcod), 3271 nucleotides. RefSeq names its product ankyrin repeat domain-containing protein SOWAHA. Gene Ontology annotation, molecular function: protein binding. The record is from RefSeq and is a predicted model, not a curated record. The coding region runs from base 188 to 1321 and encodes 377 amino acids. The transcript is spliced from 14 exons. Lineage: Eukaryota; Metazoa; Chordata; Actinopteri; Perciformes; Nototheniidae.